Poeciliopsis prolifica (blackstripe livebearer) is the source of this 12876-nucleotide messenger RNA. RefSeq names its product spectrin beta chain, non-erythrocytic 1 (gene sptbn2). Gene Ontology annotation, biological process: actin cytoskeleton organization. NCBI's taxonomy places the organism in Eukaryota, Metazoa, Chordata, Actinopteri, Cyprinodontiformes, Poeciliidae. The coding region runs from base 569 to 7696 and encodes 2375 amino acids. Gene Ontology annotation, cellular component: spectrin; cortical actin cytoskeleton; cell junction. The record is from RefSeq and is a predicted model, not a curated record. Gene Ontology annotation, molecular function: phospholipid binding; actin filament binding; structural constituent of cytoskeleton. The transcript is spliced from 40 exons.
UCCCCCUGUUGAACGGGAAACACAGGCAGGCUGUGAGGCUUGGACGGCCCUUUGGACGCCGAAGCGGGGAGGGGGCUGGAAGAAAGCUGCUGCGGAUAUCCGUCUUUAAAUUACCUGCCACAAACAAACCCCCCAACCCCCCAAAAAGGGGGGUCUUCGCGUUCGCCUGGUUUCUUUUUUUCCAGUCCCUUCCCUACUUACGUUUUUUCUCUCUCUCUCUCUGAAAAGAGUCUGGUUUCGUAACGAGCUGCUGCUACCAGCGCGGAGGAGAAAAGAGGGGGAAAAGAUCUUUUUUUUUCCUCCCAGAGAUGCGGAUUUAAAGGAGAGACGUUAUCAGUGCCACCUGGGAAAUUUGUAACCGUCACAUUUGAAAUUAGCGUAGCCGCGCGCGUGCUAGAAGACGACGACGUAUUUAUGUGUAUUUGUUGUUUUUUGUUUCUUUCAUUCCCGUUGAACUCUCCUAUACAGUGACGUUACAGAAAAAUACCUUCUUUUUCUUUCUUUUUUUUUUUUACAAGAGGACGGAGAAAUAAAGAGAUUGAAUGUGUUUUCCCCAAGCCUCGACACCAUGAGCACAAUCUCACCAACAGAUUUUGACAGCUUGGAGAUCCAGCAGCAAUACAAUGACAUCAACAAUCGCUGGGACCUGGCGGCAGAGACAGACUGGGACAAUGAGAACAGUUCGGCACGUCUCUUCGAACGCUCUCGCAUUAAAGCGCUCGCAGAUGAGCGUGAAGCCGUGCAGAAGAAAACAUUCACCAAAUGGGUAAACUCUCACUUGGGUCGAGUGACUUGUCGCAUUGGUGACUUGUACACAGACCUGCGGGAUGGCCGCAUGUUAAUCCGCCUUCUGGAAGUCCUCUCAGGAGAACAACUGCCAAAACCCACUAAGGGCCGCAUGCGUAUCCACUGCCUCGAGAAUGUUGACAAAGCUCUGCAGUUUCUCAAGGAGCAAAAGGUCCAUCUAGAAAACAUGGGAUCCCAUGACAUAGUGGAUGGAAAUCACCGUCUCACCUUAGGCCUCAUAUGGACUAUAAUCCUCCGCUUUCAGAUCCAAGACAUCAGUGUGGAAACGGAAGACAACAAAGAGAAAAAGUCAGCCAAAGAUGCCCUUCUGCUUUGGUGCCAAAUGAAAACAGCAGGAUAUCCUAAUGUCAACAUCCACAACUUCACUACCAGCUGGAGAGAUGGUCUGGCGUUCAAUGCCAUCGUGCACAAACACAGGCCUGACUUGAUUGAGUUUGACAACCUGAAAAGGUCCAAUGCUCACUACAAUCUCCAGAACGCUUUUAAUGUGGCUGAGAAGGAAAUGGGCCUCACUAAACUAUUGGACCCAGAGGAUGUCAAUGUUGAUCAGCCAGAUGAGAAGUCAAUCAUCACUUAUGUGGCGACCUAUUACCAUUACUUCUCUAAGAUGAAAGCUCUGGCAGUGGAGGGAAAACGAAUUGGAAAGGUACUUGAUUACGCCAUUGAGGCUGACCAACUGAUAGAGAAGUACGAGACCCUGGCAUCAGAGCUGCUGCAAUGGAUUGAACAGACCAUACUGACGCUUAAUGAUCGGCAGCUGGCUAACUCUCUGAGUGCUGUUCAGAACCAGCUUCAGGCCUUCAACUCUUACCGGACUGUGGAGAAACCCCCUAAAUUUACAGAAAAGGGAAACCUGGAGGUCCUUCUCUUUACCAUCCAAAGCAAAAUGAGAGCAAAUAAUCAGAAAGUUUACAUGCCAAAAGAAGGCAAACUCAUCUCUGAUAUAAAUAAGGCUUGGGAACGACUGGAAAAGGCUGAACAUGAGCGUGAGCUUGCACUAAGAAACGAGUUGAUUCGCCAAGAAAAACUGGAGAUGCUGGCGGCUCGCUUUGACAGAAAAGCAGCAAUGAGGGAGACGUGGCUGAGUGAGAACCAGAGAUUAGUGUCUCAGGAUAAUUUUGGGACUGAUUUGGGAGCAGUAGAAGCUGCCACCCGUAAACACGAAGCAAUUGAGACAGACAUUGGUGCAUACUGGGAGCGGGUUGCUGCUGUGGAGGCUGUUGCCAAAGAACUGGAAGCAGAGAAAUAUCACGAUGUUCGUCGCAUACUGGCACGACGGGAUAACGUCCUUCGACUUUGGGAAUACCUCAAGGAACUUCUGGCGUCCCGCAGGGAGCGUCUGAACUCCCAUAAAGACCUACAAAGAUUGUUUCAAGAGAUGCGUUACAUUAUGGACUGGAUGGCCGACGAAAAGGGUCGCUUGCAGUCCCAGGAUAGUGGCAAACAUUUGCAUGACGUGUUAGAUCUUCUGCAAAAACACAAUUUGGUGGAGGCUGACAUUUCAGCUCAAGCAGAGAGGAUAAAAGCGGUGCAAGGGGCCGCCAAACGUUUCACCUCCUAUGACCAGGCUUACAAACCCUGUGAACCUGGACUUGUUAGUGAGAAGGUCGAUUUGCUGGGUCAAGCUUAUGAGGAGCUUGGCCAGCUUGCGGCGACGCGUCGAGAGCGUUUGGAGGAUUCACGUCGACUCUGGCAGUUCAUGUGGGAUCUUGGUGAGGAGGCGGCCUGGAUCAGGGAGCAGGAGCAGAUUCUGGCCAGUGGGGACAGUGGCCGGGACCUCUCUUCUGCCCUUCACCUACUGAGUAAGCAUGAGGCCUUCAGGGACGAGAUGGCCGCCCGCUAUGGCCCCCUUAGCAACAGCAUCGCUGCCGGAGAAGCUUUGGUGGAAGAGGGACAUUUUGGAGCCCCGGAAAUCACGGAGAGGAUCCAAGAUAUCCGUGGACAGUGGGCUCAUCUGGAGGAGACAACAAAGCUCAGAGAGCAGAGUCUGAAGGAGUCUGUGGCUCUGCACCAGUUUCAAAAUGAUGCCAACGACAUGGAGGCCUGGAUUAUGGAGACGCUUAGACAAGUGUCCAGUCAAGAGGUUGGCCACGACGAGUUCUCCACCCAAACUUUAGCUCGCAAGCAGAGAGAAAUUGAAGAGGAGAUCCAAAGCCACCGCCCCCUCAUUGACUCGCUCCAUGAGCAGGCCCAAGCACUGCCAGAGGCAUAUCUUCAUUUCCCUGAAGUGGAGGGACGUCUUCCUGCUAUUGAGCAGCGCUAUGAAGAGCUGGAGUCUCUGUCAGCAGCUCGGCGACAGGCUCUGGAAGGCGCACUGGCACUUUAUCGCAUGUUCAGCGAAGCCGACGCCUGCCAGCUGUGGGUGGAAGAGAAGGAGCAGUGGCUGGACAGCAUGGAGAUCCCCACCAAGCUGGAAGACCUGGAGGUUGUGCAGCAGAGGUUUGACACCCUUGAGCCUGAGAUGAACAACCUGAGUACUCGGGUCACUGAUGUGAAGCAAGUGGCUGAGCAGCUGCUGAGCUCAGACAACUGCAGCAAAGACCAAAUCCACCAGACAAGAGACCAGCUAAACAACAGAUGGAAAGAGUUCGAGAAGCUGGCUGGCCAAAAGAAACAAGCCCUGGAAUCUGCUCUGAACAUCCAGAACUACCACCUGGAGUGUAAUGAGAGCCAGACGUGGAUGAAGGAAAAAACCAAAGUGAUUGAAUCCACGCAGAGCUUGGGCAACGACCUGGCUGGAGUGAUGGCACUUCAACGCAAGUUAACUGGCAUGGAGAGGGAUCUCGAGGCCAUUCAGGGUAAGUUGGAUGAUUUGACAAAGGAGGCAGAAAAACUCGCCAGUGAACAUCCAGAUCAAGCUGGAGAAAUCCAAGGUCGCCUGGCUGAGAUUCAGGAGGUGUGGGAGGAGUUGAAUGCCACCAUGAAGCGACGGGAGGAGUCACUGGGAGAAGCCAGCAAACUUCAGGGCUUCCUCAGGGACCUGGAUGAUUUCCAGUCCUGGCUGUCCCGCACACAGACCGCAGUGGCCUCAGAAGACAUCCCCACUUCCCUGCCUGAGGCCGAGAGUUUACUCGCCCAGCAUGAGAGCAUCAAGAACGAAGUUGACAACUACAAGGAGGAUUAUGAGAAGAUGCGAGCGGUUGGCGAGGAAGUGACCCAAGGUCAGACGGACGCCCAGCACAUGUUCUUGGCCCAGAGGCUUCAGGCGCUGGACACUGGGUGGCAUGAGCUGCGACGCAUGUGGGAGAACCGCCACAGUCUUCUGGCCCAGGCCUUUGAUUUCCAGACUUUCCUUAGAGAUGCCAAGCAAGCUGAAGCUUUUCUCAACAGCCAGGAGUAUGUGUUGUCCCACACAGAGAUGCCCACCAAUCUUCAGGCUGCAGAGGAGGCCAUUAAGAAGCACGAGGAUUUCCUCACCACCACAGAGGCCAGCGAGGAGAAGAUAACGGGUGUGGUGGAGGCUGGUCUGCGCCUUAUUAAUGACUCCAAUGCAAAUGCAGAUAAAAUUCAAGAAAAAGUUGAUUCAAUCCAGGAAAGACAUUGUAAAAAUAAGGAGGCUGCAAAUGAACUGCUUUCAAAACUUAAGGAUAACUGUGAACUUCAGCGCUUCCUGCAAGAUGGGCAGGAGCUAACUUUGUGGAUCAAUGAGAAGAUGCUAACAGCACAGGACAUGACUUAUGAUGAAGCUCGAAAUCUUCACAGCAAAUGGCAGAAACACCAGGCCUUCAUGGCAGAGCUGGCCUCCAAUAAAGACUGGCUGGAUAAGAUUGACAAGGAGGGUCAAGUGCUGGUGGCGGAGAAGCCUGAGCUGAAGCCGGUGGUUCAGCAGACGUUGGAGGACCUGCAGCGUCAGUGGGAGGAGCUGGAGAACACGACCCGGACCAAAGACCAGUGCUUGUUUGAAGCCCACAGAGCGGAGAUAUUUACUCAGAGCUGCUCCGCUCUGGAUGACUGGCUGAAAAACAUUGAGACACAGCUGCACAGUGACGACUAUGGAAAAGAUUUGACCAGCGUCAACAUCCUCCUUAAAAAGCACCAGAUGCUGGAGCAUCAGAUGGAGGUCCGAGAGAAAGAGGUGCAGUCCCUACAAAGUCAGGCUGUUGCUCUGUCCCAGGAGGAUGCAGGGUUGGCUGAGGUAGACGGGCAGCAGAAGAGAGUCAUUGACAGUUUUUCUAGCCUCAAAGACCCUCUUGACCUGAGGAGACAGCAGCUGCUGGCCUCUAAAGAAGCACAUCAGUUCAACAGAGACUUGGAAGAUGAAAUUCUUUGGGUAAAAGAACGAAUGCCUCUGGCAACUUCCACGGAUCAUGGAAAAGACUUGCCAACUGUGCAGCUGUUAAUCAAAAAGAACCAGACGUUGCAGAAAGAGAUCCAGGGCCACCAGCCUCGCAUUGAUGACAUCCACCGUCGAGGCGAGGCUCAGAGCCAGGUGGACGGCGACAGGCAGUCGCUGCUGAAGGAACGCCUCGUUGAGCUCAGGGAUCUCUGGGACCAGCUGAUCGCAGAGACGGACAAGCGUCAUGACCGUCUGAUAGAGGCCAAUCGCGCACAGCAGUUCUAUGCUGAUGCAGCAGAAGCAGAAGCCUGGAUGGGGGAGCAGGAGCUGCACAUGAUGUCAGAGGAAAAAGCAAAGGAUGAGCAAAGUGCUCUGGCAAUGGUCAAGAAACACCAGGUCCUAGAACAGGCCCUGGAGGACUACGCCCAGACCAUCCACCAGCUGGCCAACAGCAGUCGUCUCAUGGUCACCAGCGAGCACCCAGAGAGUGAAAGAAUCACCUUGCGACAAGCCCAGGUAGACAAGCUGUACGCCGGCCUCAAAGACCUGGCGGAGGAGCGCCGUGGGCGUCUUCAGGAACGGCUUCGGCUGACCCAGCUGAAGCGAGAGGUAGAUGACUUGGAGCAAUGGAUCGCUGAGAGGGAAGUGGUUGCCGGCUCCCACGAACUGGGACAAGACUAUGAACAUGUCACAAUGCUGAGGGACAAGUUUCGUGAGUUUGCUCGUGACACCAGCACCAUCGGCCAGGAGCGUGUAGACGGCGUGAACGCGUUAGCAGAUGACCUCAUCGAGUCCGGUCACCCUGAGAACGCCAGCGUGGCAGAAUGGAAGGAUGGUCUAAAUGAGGCCUGGGCUGACCUGCUAGAGCUUAUCGACACACGCACGCAAAUGUUAGCCGCCUCCUAUGAGCUGCACCGGUUCCAUCAAGAUGCCAUGGAGGUGCUCGGACGCAUCAAGGAGAAGAAGGAGGCGGUGCCUUCAGACCUUGGCCGGGAUCUAAACACGGUCCAGCAUCUCCACAGACAGCACAACACUUUUGAAAAUGACAUCCAGGCCCUCAGCGGACAAGUGAACCAGGUGCAGGAUGAUGCAGCACGUCUGCAGAAGGCUUAUGCUGGUGAAAAAGCAGAUGACAUUCAAAAGAGUGAAACGGCCGUGACGAUGGCCUGGCAGGGGCUGCUGGAGGCCGGCAAAGCCCGCAGGCUCCUCCUGCUGGACACAGUGGAGAAGUUCCGCUUCUUCAACAUGGUGCGAGACCUCAUGCUCUGGAUGGACGGCAUCAACGUGCAGAUCGACGCACAUGAAAGUCCGAGGGAUGUAUCAUCUGCUGAGUUGGUCAUUGUCAAUCAUAAGGGCAUCAAAUCGGAGAUUGAGACCAGAGCAGACAGCUUCACUGCCUGUACCAAAAUGGGAAAUGACCUCAUCAAUAAGAACCAUUACGCAUCUGACGAGAUCCGAGAGAAAAUGGCUCAACUCCAGGAAAAAAGAGAUAAGAUCAACAGCAAGUGGCAGGAGAAGAUGGACCAUUUACAAAUUGUGCUGGAGGUGCUGCAGUUUGGACGAGACGCCAACGUGGCAGAGUCAUGGCUGGCAGGGCAAGAACCUCUUGUCCGAGCGGCAGAGCUUGGUGCCAAUGUUGACGAGGUUGAGAGCCUCAUAAAGCGCCACGAAGCCUUCGAGAAACUGGCUGCAGCCUGGGAAGAACGCUUUGUGCAGCUCGAAAAACUUACCACACUGGAGGAGCAUGAGAUGCAGAGGAGGCGAGAAGAAGAAGAGAGAGCACGGCGACCUCCUACUCCUCUGCCUGAAGAGGUGGUGCCGUCUGAGCCAGAGAGUCAGCCACAUGAUUCAGCAGCCAGAACAAGUCUGGACCAGACGACACUCAAUCAAUUGGUGUCAGUAAAUGGAGUGCACAGCGAUAACGACACGUCUCAGCAGUCGUUAUCGCUGCCGUUGUCAGUGGGAAAGAAAUCAGAGCCUAAACGUGUGUGUAAGCCCAAACAGCAGGAGCGUGGCUCAGAGUCCGAUUCCGUUAACGGACCCGGUAGAGACAGCGGCCUGGCGUCCUCUCGCCUCGAGCCGUCUGCCACGUUACCGAGCAGAGGCGGUGCCGACUCCGAGCCAGAAGCCAUGGAGGGCAUCCUCUGCCGAAAACAGGAAAUGGAGUCCCACAACAAAAAGGCAGCUACCAGAUCGUGGCAGAACGUGUACUGCGUUCUUAGAAAAGGAAGUCUGGGUUUCUAUAAAGACAGCAAGAGUGCCAGUAAUGGCAUUCCAUACCAUGGAGAGGUUCCCAUUGGGCUGGAUGGCUCUGUGUGUGAAGUAGCCCACGACUAUAAAAAGAGGAAACACGUAUUCAAGCUCAGGCUAGCAGAUGGGAAAGAGUAUCUGUUCCAAGCCAAGGAUGAGGCGGAAAUGAGUUCCUGGAUUCAGUCCAUCGCUGGCUCCAUGCCAUCGGGAUCAGGGGACUCGCCGGGAGCGCCCCGACUCAGCCGCGCCAUGACGAUGCCCCCCAUCUCGCCAAGCUCAGGAGAAGGUGUAACCAUGCGCAACAAAGAGGGAAAAGAGAAGGAUCGUGAGAAGAGAUUCAGCUUCUUUGGCAAGAAGAAAUAGGACAUUUGUAAAUGGAAACAUCCAAAAUCGAAAAAAUUCCACAGACUGAGGCAGGCGGACAGAAAGGUACACACAGGUCAGACAGACGCACUGCUCUCCAUGCGGGACCCGAGGAAUUGCCACCACAUCUGUCACUUGGGACUCUUCAAAUUUUUUUUGACUUCCUUUUCUGUUUGUUUCCCUCAGUGUUUUAAUCUCUUGUUUACUUUAUUUUCUCCCGAUCUGUACUUGCUAUUCACAUUUAUCCCCCAGACUAGCGUCAGACAAGUUUGUUGGUCUGAGUCGGUAACAUCAGCUGAAUUGAACAGGUCAGACGACUGAAGCGGCUCGUCCUCUGCAGGAAUCGUCUCACAGUGACACCUAGUGGACGGAGUCUCCAGGAAACCUGCGGAUCGUGGGUUUUUUUCCCCACUCCUCACAAGCCUUCUCUUUUGGGGGCGAUAACAUCCGUUUGUUUUUAUGUUGAUGUUAGUAACUUGAUUAAUAUUAUUAUUAAUAUUUAUCUUUUGCAAUGUAUGGUUUGAGAAGAAAACUAAUUAAUGACCUUGAUUUAUGUUGUGGAGAGAAACAAAUUUGGUUCAACUAGUGGAGAAUGUUGGUCUUGCCCUUGUAUUUUUUUCUCUUUAGGAAAGAUCAUUUAUGAGGUGUUUUGCAACAAAAAUAAAGCUCGAGUUUUAGCCGUGUGCGUUAAAUGAUCACAGGUACACUGGGAAAAUCAUAUAUACAUAUAUUUAAUUAGUGGUCUCAUAAUUCUUUUUUCUUGUUUAUCUCCCGAUUUUGCCUGCAUUUGAUGAUUUCUUUUGAGUGAUCUUUUCUGCUUGAUUUUUAACUUUGUUUUUUUUCUUCAUAAAGCAGACUAGUUUUCUAGUGUGAGCGUGUGUGAGUUGUGGUGCUGUGGAUUUUGCAUGUUUAUUUGUUCCUAAUUAAAUACAGUCAGAUGGAUGUCGCUUUUCGAAAACCAGACACAAGCAAAGUAUCACUGGAGUAAUUUUCUGAAAAUUUUUACUUUUCCUUUUGCUUUAUAGUACCAGUAACAUUCCUCUAGACAUUAUUUUUCUCCUCUUCGUUUUAGUCUCCUAAACUAUUUUCCGUUUUUUUUUUUUUUUUUUCUUUUUUUUUGGGUCUGAAAUGAAAGCUUUGGGGACAGUUUGCAGACGAGAAGCUGAAGCACAUUUUGUGGCGGCAGACUGCGGUGAGGAGAGCAGGACUGAAGGACAGACUUUGCCAAGCGAGGGGAAUGGAAGUGAGACAGGAAGGGCAUUGAUGAAGACGCUUUAGGUGCUCUCUUACAACCAUACAUGAGCCUGACCUUUACUUGAACACACUACAUUUAUUCUGAUCCCUUUUUACAAACACACCCUUCAUUCGAAACAGUCUUAAAGUUUUCUUAGUACAAAGAAGUGAAUGUUAACCAUGUGCCCUGUGGCAAUGACCUAAUGUAUGUUAGUGGAUUAUUAGUCUAGAUACAAUGAUGGCGACCAUGCGAAGCUCUGCUUACAAGCAGCCAAGUUACUGAGGAAAACAGUCUGCAGUUAGUUUAAUAAGCCGUUUUGCUAUUUUGUUUUAAUCUGAAUAUAUGGCAUGACAAUGUGGGAUGAUUAUUGUACGUGUCUGAACAUCACCACCUACUUUAUAUGUUAAUUUAUUCUGGAAACAGCUUUUAAUCAGGACCAGACGUAACGAUUAGAUGUAAUUUGGCAGAAACUCACUCUAGCAGAGCAAAUGUAUGCAAAUACUAGGUGAUAGUUUCCUCAGAUAUUGUUUAUGAAAAGGACCUUUACAGGAUGUAGACAUUAGUACAAAUUUACACAAUAGUUCAUUGCUGCACCUGAUCUUGCAUAAAACCAAGUAAACAGUAUAAGACGUUAGCUGCAAUUUGUGUUUUUUUUUUUUAACAGUAUACACAAUGUUCCAAAUUAUUAUACAAAUUGGAUUCAAGUGUCAUAAAGAUCACAUUUUUUGUUGUGCUACUAAAUUUAUAGAUGGUAUUGUGUGUCAGGGCUCUUUGAAUCACUAUAAUUAAUUUCAGAAAGCUGGUUGAUUAGUUUGUCUGGUGAGCUCAAUUAAAGAAAAUCUACUUAAGAAGGAUGUUCCACAUUAUUAAGCAGGCCACAGGUUUCAAGCAAUGUGGGAAAGAGAAAGGAUCUGCUGACGAAAAUCAUCAGAUAGUGUAGAACCGUAUGAAAACAUUAGAUAUGUAACAAAAACUGAAGCUUUAUCAUCGUACUGUGAAGAGAUUUGUGGCUGAUUCAGAACAAAUAUGGGUUUGUACAGAUAAAGGCAUAAUGAGGAAGGUUUCUGUUUGACAAAUUCAUUGAAUUAAGAAGGCCGCUGUUAAAAUGCCCUUACAAAGUUAUUUGAAACAUCCACCUUGAGGUUGCCUCUGGAACCUCAAGGUGGAGGAUCCUUCAGAGGCUUGUGGUGCAUGAACCGACUAUUGGGCUCCUAACCAGAGCUCACAAGCAGAAACUGUCGCAUUGGGCCCAGCCGUACAUGAAGAUUAAUUUUCAAACAGACUUGUUCACUGAUGAUGGACGCAGUAGUGAUUGGUGGUGGAUGGGCACUACGUCCCAACACAGCUGUGAUGUCAGCAAGGAGGUGGUGGAGUCAUUUUUUGGUCCAAAAUCAUGGAGAGAGAGAGAGCUGGUCAGUCCUCUCUCCAUGAAGGUGUAAAAAUGACCUCAGCAAAGUAGAUGGACUUUCUGAUUGAUCACUUUCUUUCAUGGUUCAAAAAGAAGAUCCGUACCUUCAGUAGCAAAAUCACGCAUGGCAAUGCACCAUCUCAUGCUGAGGAAUACCACUGUGUCAUUGGCUGCUAUAGGCACAAAAAGGGAGAAACUCAUGGUGUGGUCACCAUCCUCUGACCUCAACCCUAUUGAGAACCUUUGGAGUUUCCUCAAGUAGUAGAUCUGAGGGUGGAAUGCAGAUCACAGCAAAACAGCAGCUCUAGGAAAGUAUUCUGACAUCCUGCAGAGAAAUUCAAGCAGAAACUUUCCGUAAACUCACAAGUUCAAUGGAUGCAAGAAUUGUGCAAGUGAUCUCAAAGAAGGGCUCCUAUGCUAACAUGUAACUGUCUGUUAAGAUGUUUUUGUUUGAAAUAGCUUUUGAUUUUAGUACAUGUCCACUUAAUGCCGCACAUUCAAAGAAUGACCGUUUACAGUUCAUUAUAAUCCAUAAAAUUUUUAGAAAAUCUGUUGUGCAUAAUAAUUUGGAACAGUGCAUUUUGAGUUUUUUAUUUUUGAAAACAUGCUGUUCUCAUGGGGAGCUUUGUUCAGUAAAAUUUUAUUUAUACUGCAAUAGUUCAUGACUUAAAAAUUAUACUGACCAUUUGCAUUGACCAUUUAAGAAAAUAUCACUUGCAUAAUAAUUUGGAACACAGUAUAUGUACCCCUACAACUCUGGUAUUUGAGUGGCAUGACUUGUAAAAGUGUUUACCUAUAUGGAUGUCGCACCUCGGCAUGGGCUGGUAAUUUUAAUCAGAAUUAAAAAUACCACAUAAUUUCAGCCAACAUUUAAAACAAGCAUAUGUAAUGUCUUAUUGUUAGUAGUUUUCAAGUGCUUACUGUGCAGAAUAUUACAGUUUUUGUAACUGUUAUUUGGUUUUUAUAUAGCAAUAUGAGGUAUUCGCUAGUUAAUUAGUCUGGUUACCUGCUCUGGUAGCUAGCCUGCAGUUGGCUGCUUAACAGACAUGCUGCUCAAUUUUUUAAAAGGUUCCUUUUCACACCAUUACUGUUUCGCAGGUAGGGUUAUUUUCAAAAAUCCUUUUUGUUUUUUGUAAACAAGAGGAAGGUGUUGGAGAUUAUAUUUUUUUUUCUGUUUGAUGCAUCUUGAGACUGCUAAUCGCCCCAGGCCUAGUUUAUCUGAACUGCAGGCUGGUCGCACAAAUCAGCUCAAAAGGGAUGCUGGUCAUUUUGUCAAGAGUAGAUUUUAUGGUGAUUUGUCCCAAUCAUUAAUAAAGAUAAUUGGUAUGACAUGGAAUGACAUGUAGGUACAAAGUGGGGGUACAAAAUGGCGACGAAACAACUUUCACCUUUUAAACCGAAUGGUUUUCUUUUUCUUGUCCAAACCAGGACUAUUUAGAUGAAGGAAAUCCUUCUGAACGCAGAUUGCUUAAGAGCAGGCAGCCCCAACUUUAUAAAGCACACCUGUUUCUGUCUGUAGGACUGAAUAUACCAGACAUGGCUCAGAGCUUCUAGUUUCUGAAAUUAAGCCACAAUCAAAGAACUACACAACAUGCAUUACGUGAGCCAACGCAAUUGGCACAAAUUGGAAGAGAGGCGUUGAUCCUCCUUGGUGGACAAGCUGGUGUGACUCCCAGUGCUACCCGUUCUCCCAACGUUUAAUACCAGAUCCGACUGAUGCUGCCGAGCUCCAGCUCAGAGGUCACACAGUCUAUUUUCAUACUGGCUCGUUUGAAUGUGAAUGAACUCAACUGAAUUUGGCCAAAUUGGUCAAGUGAAGCUUAACUCAUACUUGACAUACUGUACACAGGCUCUGUAUCACGUAUACUCACAUUGAUACCACUUUGGUACUCCAGUCUUGUGGGAAUGUCCUCAACUGGCUAUGAUUUGAUGUUGCAUAUUGCAUCCUUUCUAAAACAAUAUAACUUUGUGCUACUGGUGAGCUUUGACCAGAACUUAAGAAGUAUGCAUUAUUGAUGUCAAGCAGGUUUUUGGAUCGAAGAGUGCUGGUAUCGAUGAAGAAAAGCAGCUUUUACAUGUUAAGUAUUAGAUGUGGUUAAAUAUAGACUGCUGACAGUUUGAGCUUCCUCUUUCAGAAGAAUGCUGAAUAUUUGCUGUCCAAUGGGAGCUUGUAUUUUUUUCAUCCAGUGGUCUGUCUUGCAGCAUUUGAUAACCCUUUUCUUCUCUCAUUUCUCAGUACCUUUGACAAAUGUCUGUUCCUUCCUCUGUAAUUCAGAGUUGUUAAUACCAGUACUUGUAUUAAUUGCUCUUAUGACCAUUAUUGCUACUGUUGUUACUAUUACUACUACUGUUACUAAUGCAACUUAUUGCAAAAAGUACAACUGCUGUCCCAUUUUUUUUCAGGUAUGUGUCUGUAAUGCCAGACUCUUCCACACGAUGUCAGUGUGCUGUGGAGCAUUUUCAUUACAAAUCAAAAAUACUGUUUGUUGACUUGUGUAUCUACAUCUAAUAUUAGGAAUAAUAAAACGGUUUAAUCAA